AUGGCCAAGGUCGAGUCACUCGGCAUCCAUACGCCCGUGGCACUACCAUAUCUGAUUCGAGAAGGCCUUCUUCCGGCUGAUCCUAAGAAAACUUCCUACCGAUGGCAAACCUAUAUAUCUGGAAAAGAUGAAGAUCAAAUCGACGAGGAACUGCUGGUGACCGAGCAUUGUGUGGUCUGGUCCCAAGGCAAAUGCAUCCGAAAUGUCUACCGUUUCGAAUUGGAGGGUGAGGCGGUCUCCCAAGCCAUCUUGACACAGUUUGCCCCAUCUAUCGGAAUUUCUGGGCAGGAAAGUGCGUCAAAAAAUGGUGAGCACACCUAUACCACGCAUUCGUCACUACAUGGCCAGCCAGGAAACCUUUCAGGAGAACAGAUCAAGCCAUCGACAAGACCAGUUCGAGCUCUGGUAGUCUUCCUGAAAUCCAAGGCACAUGUCUACUACCUGCAUGGAGCCCGACAUAUCCUCGAUCUACCAUUCGAGAUCGAACGAGCACUUCCAGCCCCACGAGGAUGUCUAUUGCAGCGGAAGAUCACCCGAAAACUGCACGUAGCACCAACACCCCAUCUACCUAGCGCUCCUCCAAAUUCCUUCUUCUCCUCUCAACUCCGACCGCAGUCAUCUCACCUGCAAUCACCGACUCUGGUGAGAAGCUUUGGACGUCCACAGCCUGCGAAGCCCAGUCCAAGACGUGGCGGAGGAGGUAUCGACGGACUGCUUCAGGACGUGCUCGGCUCGCCAGCCGCAGCUGCCACUGAUGAAGUGGCAUCAUUGCAUUCUUUUACGGAUCCGCUGGCGAGCUUCGGAGUCGUCACAACUUCAUAUCAGCAUCAGAAGCCUCGCUUGUCAACGAAGCACCGGGCUGGAGUCAGUGUGGACUUCGAGGCUUUGGCCGCAAGCGAGCAGAUGGUGUAUGUGUCACCUGACGAUGAGCUUUCGGCUAGUAUCAGCCCAAGCACAUAUGCUGUGUUAUUAGUGGUUACUUAUAACAAUGAUACCCAGCUUCUGACUGUAUGGCACGGCUGGUACAUCGAAGAGAAGUCGCUACGAGCUCUCUUCAAGCAACGUGAAGCUCAGAAAGCGGCAAAGGCUAGGCGCCGGAGCUCAUACAUGAGCGUUACAGCAGGCACAGGGGCUACCACUCCUGCAGUUCGAGCACGUGAGAGCUUUGCUGCAGCGGGUACGCUUCGCCCACCAACAGAGCAUGCGACCGCGCAGCAUACGGCACAACUAUCUCGAAAAAGUACUAGAGCAGAGGAGGAGGAAGCGAUGGCCUCGCAGAUGGAUCCGGACUAUCAGCCUCCCGUACCAUCUCAACCACCAACGAGAGAGACUAGACGCAUCAGCUCAUUGAAUGCUGACCUGCGUACAAGCCAGUCUGCUGGAGUCGGAAGCUUCACGGGCGCUGGUGGACGGCGGAAUGCAUCCUUUGGUGGCCACAACGACCGGAAGAGCUUUGGGCAUCGCAAAAGCCGUGGCUCGACCCCGGGCAGUGUCUUUGGUCGCAGCCUGGGUCCUGACGACGACCUCAUGGACAUCGACAGCAGUGGAAAUUACGAGCAUGACGAGAACCUGGACAGCAUAGUGCAACAUAUACGUGCUACGUUCGACGCUGCUGGGGUGGACAGUGUCUUCGGAAAUGUCGACGAUGGUUACAGGAGGGAGCUUGUAGUUCGUAAGCUCCAUUCAAUGUCGGUCAGUAUGCGACCCGCUGCAGGAAACCCUGCGGAUACCUUCAGAGUGGCGACACUGAGGGCUCCACGACUAGACAACAGUAGCGAGGACGAUGUGCUCGGGCUAUACGUGCAAGACAUGGUCAGAAAAGAAAUUUCUCAUAUCGUACUCACGAUCAAGCGACGGCGGAUAUGGCCUGAGAUGGCAGACUCCACGACCUUUCCGAUUCCUGUAGUGACUCAUGUGGGUGCCCUCAAGCAGACCCACGACCUUCUCAAGCUGCACGAUGGCAGAAGAGCAGCUCUUCUAGUACUUGGUCAAGGCCUCAUACUCUCUGGCAACGACACAACAUUGUGCCCGCUGCCUUCUCAAGCAUCAUACCGCGUGCACAAUCCAUUCGAUGUGCUCACAAGAUCAGGCAGUCCAGGCAGGGAGGCUGGCAAGAACAGGCUGAUACAGCCAGCGCAGGGGUCCUUGGUAGUGACGAAUGCUGGGGCUGGAGCGGCUUAUGAUGAGGUCGAUGGGAGUGGCGUGCAUCACCGACGGCGAUUGAAGCUUGGUGCUGAUGAUCGAUGUGUGGAGCGAUUGCUGACGGUUUGCGAAACUGUGCUGCCUGUCUCGCAAGCUGCAAGAGUACGGGCGACAUUUUGCACGGCUUAUGCUUGGGUGCUGGCCAAUCCGGACUGCCUCAAGGACACAAGCUGCAGUGCAGAGUGGAUAGCAUUUACAGCGACUGUGUUAUCCUUCACCACUGCAUUGCUUGACAACAAGGCUCGCGCAGCAUUGAAGCUAGCGAGGCUGGCAUCUGGCAAGCAGAAUGGGGUUGAGCAGAUGGCCAUACACCUAGGUCGCCAGCAGCGUCAAGAACGAGCUUUAUCCUCCCAACCGUGGUCAUGGCUAGCUGCGUCUCACGCUGCGGCUGUCUCGUCUUCGACCGUAGCCACUCGCAAAGACCAGCUCCUUUCAAUCGCAGCUGCGCUUGCAGAUGACCUGAGCCAAAUCUCUGGUGCUGUUUCACCACGUCAGACGUCGGUGAACGCAGUCAACCUACUCCACGGUCUGCAUCUAUUCCGCGAAGAGCAGAAGUUGUCGACGUUGUCCGGGAGAACAUCUUCUGAGCUCGCUCUCGAGCCAAUCAUCGCGCAACUCGGAACAUGGCUUGGCCAACAAGCUUGGAGUGGUAGGGCUGGCUUGUACUAUGCCAUUGAGGGUGGCGGUGAUGAUAAGUGGGCCUUUGUCAAGUCUUCGCCUCCUUCACAGUUGUACAAGCGACCUAUGGACGAGCCCACAAGCGUGCACCAGUGGUUUGAGCGAGCUUUGCAAGGUUCGGAUGACAGGCCAUUCCCAGAUCUGGUGUCCGUUGUUGCCGCAGAUCUGCGUAGCCCUCCCUCCGAGGAUUUUGUACGGAAUGCUAAAGGUCUCAUGCCAAAAGCGUGCGCGCUGUCUGCAAUGAUGGAGGAGACAGGCGCGCUGAGUGUUGGUCCUUCGCGCAUCGUCGAAUCGUUGGCCAAGCACCAAGUCGACAGCAAUAUGCUGGAGUCUCUUCCUCAAGGUUUGGCAGCACCGUUCAGGGAAGCCAUUGCAAGAUGCGAGCGGGAGCCACCUACGUCCUGGUCACAGGACCUCCUGCAGCUGGUCGGUCGAGAAGACCUGGUCAUCCAGGAUAUGGCACAGUCUAGCACUUCUGCUGGUGCACCAGUCAUAUACUCGGACACCAAUCGUGACCUUCAGGCGAUAUGUCACGCGCUUGAACAACCAGUCCACGCACCGAAAACGAGGGAAGCGGCUCGGCAUGGUGUCUCGCAGCUCAUAUUUCAUCAGGAUCGCAGGCUUGUCGAUGCCGCAGCCCUCAUGCGAUACUAUAGUACGCAAGAAGCAGAAUGUGCCAAGCAACCUGACUGGUCGGAUGGCCAUCACCUCGACCAGCAGCGCAACACUAUUGCUCAUGUGACUGUGCGCAUGUGGGCUCUACCAGCGGGCGAUGGGAUGAUCCAUUACGAUUGUCUCACGCCACUACUGACGGAGAAGUAUAUCCCACAUGGCUUCGGCUCAAAGUGCCUGAUGCAUCCGAUGGGUAAUGUGCUCCACAUCGACCGAACUACACUCAGCGAAGAGAAAGUUGGCUGGGCAUAUUUUCACGCUGGAGUGUCGGGUGGUUUGCGGAUAUCGAAACAAGUCAAGGGCAUUGAUACAUCGUGGGUGGCAUUCAACAAGCCUGUUGAACUCACCAACAGACAUGCCGGACUUCUGCUUGCGCUCGGUCUGGGUGGCCAUUUGAAAUCGCUUGCCAAGUGGUUGUCCUUCAAGUACUUGACGCCGAAGCACAAUAUGACUUCUGUCGGACUCUUGCUAGGGUUGUCGGCAUCAUAUAUCGGGACUAUGGACAGCCUCAUCACACGCAUGCUGUCGGUACAUAUCACCAGAAUGUUGCCCCCGGGAGCGGCAGAGCUUAAUGUCUCAGCUAUCACACAGACUGCAGGUUUGAUGGGCAUUGGGCUGCUCUAUUACGAUACUCAGCAUAGGCGAAUGAGCGAGAUCAUGCUAUCAGAGCUGGAGUACAUGGAGGUCGAAGAUCCGGAUAGUGGACCGGAUCGACUUCGCGACGAGUCAUACAGAUUAGCGGCAGGCUUCGCUCUCGGACUCAUCAAUCUUGGGAAGGGUAAAAGUCUGCAUGGACUUCACGGAAUGCGGCUACCUGAGCGUCUUCUGGCUGUUGCGAUUGGUCCCAGACCCGUUCGAGCUGUACAUGUUUUCGAUCGGGCUACUGCUGGUUCGAUCAUUGCUCUGACGCUGAUCUACAUGAAGACUGGCGAUAAAGGCAUAGCGGCGAAAGUGGAUAUCCCAGAUGCUGCGGCACAAUUCGAACACGUCCGUCCGGAUAUGCUGCUUUUGCGUGCUAUGGCAAGACAUAUCAUCAUAUGGGACGAGAUCAAGACCGUCCAUCGCAAUCCUCAGAACCGAACCUCACCAGGCUGGAUCGAAUCCAACCUCCCAGCCUGCUAUCAGAGCACAUACCGAGCCUUGUCGAGCACUAAACUCAAGCAGCCGCUGCAGACGACCGAUGUGCCCUUCUACAACAUCCUCACUGGUCUCGCAUGGGCACUAGGACUAAAGUACGCAGGCAGCGGGAACGAAGACGCUCGCGAUGAAGUCCUGUCUGCUCUCGACCUGCUCUAUCACGUGGCAGGCGAAAGCUACUACUACGAUGCCAAGCUCACCCGCGCGACGGUGCGUCGCUGCGUGGAUGUCCUCGCACUCGUCGCAGCUACCAUUAUGGCAGGGACGGGUGAUUUACAGACCUUCCGAUACUUGCGCCGCUUACAUGGUCGUACAGAUGCGGAGACGCCUUAUGGCUCGCAUAUGGCCGCGCAUCUCGCGAUAGGCGUGCUGUUCAUGGGCGGCGGAACAUACACGUUUGGCACCUCGAACUUGGCAAUCGCCUCACUGAUCUGCGCUUUUUAUCCUUUGUUUCCUGCAGAUGUCCAUGAUAAUCGGGUCCAUCUGCAAGCCUUUAGACAUUUCUGGGUCUUUGCCGCGGAGGCGCGAUGUCUGGUUGUGGAAGACGUGGACACGGGACGGCCAAUACGGAUGCCGGUGAAGGUCAGCAUGAGAGAUGGAUCCAAGAAGGUUUUGACAGCGCCUUGUCUUCUGCCGGAGCUGGACACGAUAGCCUUGAUCCAGACGACGGACUCCGUAUAUUGGCCUUUGACUCUAGACUUCGCCAAUCAGCCAUCACAUCUCGAGGCGUUCCGUAGCAACCAGACUGUGCAUAUCCGGAGAUGUCCUGCAGCGGAAGCCCAUGGGACGGUAUUCAGCGCCACGCUCGCCGCGGUCAACGAUGCUUCGCAGAGUGCACUAUCACAACCUCUGGCUAGUAACAAUCUUUGGCAGAGUCUCUUCACGUUGCCGGCACUCAAAGAUCUGGAUACAGCGGACUGGGAGCUUGUGCUGCCGCCUGAUGUGCAUAGCUCUACUCACUUAGAUGAGCGUGGGACGGUGGUUGAUGAUCGGUUGAUUCUGGGCAGAGAUGCUGAGGAUAGUGAUGUUGAUAGGUUGAGAGCUUUAAAGGUGCUUUUUACAUGGGCGGAGAAAGUGAAGGUGGAAGGCGGAGGGGAGAUGCGAUGGUUGGGGGAUGAGGUUGUGCAGAAGUUGAGAGCGAGGAUUGAGGAGAGGAGUAGACUUGCUGCUUGA
Messenger RNA from Recurvomyces mirabilis, 5862 nucleotides. RefSeq names its product Anaphase-promoting complex subunit 1 (gene APC1). Gene Ontology annotation, biological process: metaphase/anaphase transition of mitotic cell cycle; protein K11-linked ubiquitination; anaphase-promoting complex-dependent catabolic process. The transcript has a single exon. Lineage: Eukaryota; Fungi; Ascomycota; Dothideomycetes; Mycosphaerellales; Teratosphaeriaceae. Gene Ontology annotation, cellular component: anaphase-promoting complex. Bases 1 to 5862 code for a protein of 1953 amino acids. Gene Ontology annotation, molecular function: molecular adaptor activity. The record is from RefSeq and is a predicted model, not a curated record.